Molecule: messenger RNA, 1928 nt
Organism: Colletotrichum destructivum
Lineage: Eukaryota; Fungi; Ascomycota; Sordariomycetes; Glomerellales; Glomerellaceae
Product: Putative oxoglutarate/iron-dependent dioxygenase, non-hem dioxygenase domain-containing protein
Exons: 4
Coding region: 142-1248 (368 amino acids)
Molecular function (GO): 2-oxoglutarate-dependent dioxygenase activity
Source: RefSeq, a predicted model, not a curated record
CCGCAACAGACUGCAUCGCUGUUACUCCGUUGGGCAUAUAAAGAAAACGAUAUACUGCAGCCACAGCAAUUUUCAUUCAUCGCUUGCUCACAUCAGAGAAAACGGCCAGCCCCCCACUUCCUGUGUUCCCCAAUCAUAAGAAUGACGACCAUGACAGCAAGCGAAAGGGUGCCAGCUGGCAAGAAGAAGAUCUUCUUGAACAGUUAUGAUGGCCCGACCUACAGACUGGUAUCUACGAACCCAGCACGCGAUUGCACGCCGGAUGAGAUCCCCAUCAUCGACCUCGAAGGGAUGAACGGCGACCUCAAUGCCCGCAAAUCUGUUGCCGCCGAUAUAUUGCAUGCGGCGGAGACCAGUGGGUUCUUUUACAUAAAGAACCAUGGCAUCCCCGAACGCGUAACGGAAGAUGCCCAUCGAAAGGGUAUAGAGUUCUUCAAACUGCCCGAGGCGCAGAAGCGAAAGCUGGAAUCGAAAACCUCGGCAUACGGCUACUGCGGCUUCCGAGAACGACAGGCCAACCCUGCCGAAACAAAGGACAGGAAAGAAGCUUUCAUGUGCCAUUAUGAGCCUGAGUUCGACCCCCUUCACGAGCAGGCCCUCGAUAGCGUGCCUGCACACGUCAGACAGCACCUCCCCAAAGAGGAUUUCGACUGGACCGACGAAGGGGACUCUGCCGUCCUCCCAGGAUUCAAGUCCUCGGUCCUGGCUCACUGGCGUGCUUGUCUGGCGCUUUCGCGCCGUCUGAUACGGGUCGUCGCCCUAGCCCUCGAUCUUCCCGAGGACCACUUUGAUCACCUCACGACGUAUCCCGGCGGUGAUUUUGCAAUCAAUUUCUACCCUGGCCACGGCGACGAGCCUGUCCAGGACCCCGACGAGGUCGGUGUGGGUGCGCACACGGAUCUGCAGAUCUUGACACUGCUGUGGCAGGAUGGGCAUAGGGGCCUGCAAGUGCUCAACAGCGCGGGGGAAUGGAUGUGGGCGCCGCCAAUCCGCGGCACAUUCGUUGUCAACAUUGGCGACUUCUUCAUGCGGAUGACCAAUGACAGACUCAGCUCGACAGUUCAUCGGGUCAUCCAGCACGGCAGGGAAGAUAGGAUCUCGAUGCCCUUUUUCUUCGGUUUCAAUUUUGACCAGAAACUUGGCGUUCUGCCAACCUGCGUCGAUGAGAGCAACCCGGCCAAGUAUGAGCCUGUUACGUGCGGUGAGCUUAUUGCAAGGCGAUUGGCCCUGGCGGAAAAUACACGUUAGCGAAACAGCAUGUGGAGAGACAAACGCCUCACAAAAGGACGAACCUGGUGAAACCGAUGUAUUCAGCCCUAGACCAUCGAUUGCUGGGCCGCGAGGGAGCGUUUGUUUGGUUGCACUGCCAAUCCGAAAGAAGGCAAACCUCCGUCCGGGGGUCCACAACUGGGUUCCUAAAGUCAGCCGCUCAACCACUCUGCAUGUAGGAAUAACUGGCUGGGUCUUGUGGUCGCGGUCUGCGUUAGUAGGGUGGAUGCGGUUUCUGGUCAACGUAGCGAUCCGGAGGAUGUUUCUAGGUCGUCGUACCCAAACCUGGUAAGUCGGGGGCUUUUCAUGUGAUGACCAUGAAGGUAAAUGCGAAGCCAUAUCAAGUGGAGAGCGUCACGCUCACCGAGAUGUUCGAAGCACUCAGAAAAGCGGCUAAGCGUUAUUGAACGCUCAUCUAAACCAACUUCUCCGAGUAAGCCCGAUGUCGCGUGAUUAGCGGCGGUUGGCGUUUAUCGGUGGAGACGAGAAUGGGAAAAGGGGAUUUGGUGAUUGAAGAGAGUGUACAUGGAUUGUCUGGUGUGUGCCUACGGCAGCAGGGGACCACCGCGCAGCGUAAGCAGCAGCAGCCCGCGUCGUAAGUCCACAGAGCCGUUAAUCCUCACUGCCAUGCCAGUAGUAGUAGUAGUAGCAUGAUUGCU